AUGACAAGCCUGACACGAUGGGGCCGCUUAGUGCUUGUCUUUGCGAGUCGAGUCGGGCGCGGUUGGGGGACAAUUGAUGCCGAGACGACGGGCAACGGGUUGGCAACAGGGCAAAGGAAGCCGUUUAUUGCGCCACGGAAAGACGAUACUGCGAUCACCAUGAUGAGUUGCCGCUCGCGGAUCUCGUCGAACCUGAGGCGUGACACUCCGCACUCCGCACAACAACUCGCUCCAUUUUUCCUCCAGACUCCAGACACCCACACUUCUGCCCCCAAUCUUGCACCCCAAGGGCACCCCAUGAAGAAGAAAUUUUCUCAUUUGGUGGGCCCCUUUGGACUGUGCAAUUCGCGCUCAAAUGAGCACGGUGUGAGGUUUCCACUGUUGACGUCACGCACCGCGAUUGAGAACGGCAUGCGGCCACUCACCUUCCAAGCCGCUGACGUCGACCCGCUUUUCUCAAUGCGACUUGCUGACGCUAGCAUAGACGAGGUUUGCGCCUCCCGUCGAGUCAAAAGCUUAAGCUGGAUGCCGAGUGCCGAGCAAGCCUGUGACCGUUAAGCUUCAACAAGUCGUCGGAGAGGGCGUGGCAUGCUAGCCCGUGGUAAGGCGUUCCUCGACCCCUCAGCUGAUCCAAACUUUUGUGUGCAAUUAGCACAUCACGAUGCCGCGGUAUCCUCCAUCCAAGCGAAUUGAGGCUCUAGGUGGGGCGUGACCGUCGCUACGGGGCGAUUGGACCGAUGCAGUUUAUCGUGGUGUGCCCAGCGCUGCAUGU
Alternaria alternata is the source of this 772-nucleotide messenger RNA. RefSeq lists its product as hypothetical. Lineage: Eukaryota; Fungi; Ascomycota; Dothideomycetes; Pleosporales; Pleosporaceae. Bases 1 to 558 code for a protein of 185 amino acids. The record is from RefSeq and is a predicted model, not a curated record. The transcript has 2 exons.